This is a messenger RNA of Enterobius vermicularis (human pinworm), 1224 nucleotides long. Lineage: Eukaryota; Metazoa; Nematoda; Chromadorea; Rhabditida; Oxyuridae. The record is from the annotation of a GenBank genome assembly.
UUGAUAAACGACAAAACAAAUUUACGAUUUAGGGUAAAGAGUGGCAGAUGUAUUUUUAUUGUGGCUGCUAAAAGAACAGCGUUUGGGACAUACGGCGGAACUCUAAAAAAUCACACAGCUACAGAUCUUGCUGUAAUUGCCAGUAAAGCAGCCUUGGAAGCUGGAAAUAUUAAGCCAGAGCUGAUCGACCAUGUUAUUUUUGGUAAUGUAGUUCAGUCCUGCCAAGACGCACCAUAUUUGGCUCGUCAUGUUGGUCUUAGAGUGGGAGUUCCAGAGAAAAUUCCAGCCCUUACCCUCAAUCGCCUGUGUGGUUCAGGUUUUCAGGCAGUCGUUAGUGCCGCUCAGGAUAUCAUAACAAAAGAUGCAUUGGUGGUGCUAACUGGUGGCACUGAAAGUAUGAGUGAAGUUCCGUUUGUUGUCCGAAAUGUGCGAUUUGGUACAAGGCUUGGAGGCAAUUACAAGUUUGAAGAUAUUCUCUGGGAUUGCUUAACUGAUUCGUAUGUCAAUACUCCAAUGGCGUUAACAGCUGAAAAACUUGGUGCAAUGUAUAACGUUACACGAAAAGAUGCCGACGCUUUUGCCCUACGUUCACAGACUUUAUGGAAGAAAGCACAAGACAGCGGUGCUUUUAAGGAAGAAAUGGCUCCGGUGACAGUGAAAAAGAAGAAUAAAGAAGUGGUUUUUGAUGUAGAUGAACACCCAAGGCCAUCGACUGCUGAAACCUUGGCAAAACUACCUCCUGUUUUUAAGAAAGAUGGUUUAGUUACUGCUGGAAAUGCAUCGGGAGUUUGCGAUGGCGCUGGGGCAGUCGUAGUGGCAGGUGAAGAGGCAGUCAAAACACACAAUUUAAAGCCACUGGCUCGUAUUGUAGGAUGGCAUAUAGUUGGAGUAGACCCUUCGAUAAUGGGGAUUGGUCCUGCACCAGCAAUUAGAGGAUUAUUGCAAAAAACAAAACUAAAAUUGGAUGACAUUGAUUUGAUAGAGGUAAAUGAAGCAUUUGCACCCCAGUGUGCCGCUGUGCAGCGAGAGCUGAAAAUUCCUGACGAAAAGCUGAACGUUAGUGGAGGCGCCAUUGCGUUAGGCCACCCACUCGCAGCAUCUGGAGCGAGGAUUUCAGCUCAUCUAGUUCACGAAAUGAGACGCCGAAAGGUGAAAUAUGGUAUUGGUUCUGCAUGUAUCGGUGGCGGACAAGGAAUUGCAGUGUUGUUUGAAGUUGCGCAUUGA